Maudiozyma barnettii is the source of this 2685-nucleotide messenger RNA. It is a transcript of the gene RFC1, whose product is annotated as replication factor C subunit 1. Gene Ontology annotation, biological process: DNA repair; DNA replication. Gene Ontology annotation, cellular component: DNA replication factor C complex; nucleus. Lineage: Eukaryota; Fungi; Ascomycota; Saccharomycetes; Saccharomycetales; Saccharomycetaceae. The transcript has a single exon. The coding region runs from base 1 to 2685 and encodes 894 amino acids. Gene Ontology annotation, molecular function: DNA clamp loader activity; DNA binding; ATP binding. The record is from RefSeq and is a predicted model, not a curated record.
AUGGAUAUUAGGGAUUUUUUCGGAAAAUCAAAGGUGAAUAAAACCCAACAACCUAAGAAAGUUGUCAAACCAAAGAAAACCCUAGAAGUUAUCGAGCUGGAUGAUGAGGAUGACCUGGAUGAUUCUUCAUUGAUGGAAUUAGCUUCUCCACCAAAUAAAAUACAUACUAGGGCUACCAGGAAUACUACACCUAAGCCAAAACCAGAAACGAAAAAAGAAUUAUUUACUAAAGAUGAGGACGAAGAUUAUGAAUUGUUAAAUGAAUCACCAAGUAAGAAAAGACGUAUGGAUGCUAGUCCUGUGAAAGAUCCUCCUAAAAAGAAUUUAACGGUUAAAACGACUCCAAAAAAAGAACCUGUUAUGUCCCCAGUAAAAAAGAUUAUUGUUACUAAAGCUGCAACCACAGGUAAAAGUGUUACAGCUCAAGAAGUUCUUGCAACUAUACCAUCUGUUGAUUUGCAUAAUGUCACAGUGAAAGAAAAUAUUACAUUUGGCGGUGCAAAAGGAGAUAAUUCUGCCAGUGAACCACAAGAGCCAUCUGAUUUCCCUGAGGGUGCUCCCGAUUGUUUACUAGGUUUGACUAUUGUUUUCACUGGUGUCCUGCCUAAUUUAGAUAGAGCAACUUCAGAGAACAUUGCAACAAGGUAUGGUGCCCGUGUCACGAAAUCUAUUUCAGGUAAGACGUCCUUGGUUGUUCUGGGUGACGAAGCUGGUCCAAAGAAACUAGAUAAGAUUAAGCAAUUAAAAGUUAAAGUAAUAGAUGAGGAUGGUUUCCGUCAAUUGAUCAGUGCAAUGCCUGCAGAUGGUGGGGAUGGUAUUGCUGCAGAAAAGGCACGUCAAAAGAAAGAAGAACAAGAAACACUUGCUGAAGAACAGGCGCGUGAAAUGGUUAAACAGGAGAAGUUAAAGGAAUCUAAGAUUAAAGCAAUGAGAAAGGCUGGCGAAACAGUUUCAAAGGAUGAAGAGGUCAGAGAACAAGAUAAAUUGUGGACUACAAAGUAUGCUCCAACCAACUUACAGCAGAUAUGUGGUAACAAGUCUGCAGUAAGCAAAUUGACAAAUUGGUUGACGAAUUGGGAAACGAAUAAAUCCUUAUCUUUUAAGAAGCCUGGUAGAGAUGGUAGUGGUGUCUUCCGAACAGCAAUGCUUUAUGGUCCACCAGGUAUUGGUAAGACAACGACUGCACACUUAGUUGCUAAACAAUUAGGUUAUGAUAUCCUGGAACAGAAUGCAUCAGAUGUCAGGUCUAAAUCUUUACUAAAUGUAGGUGUAAAAAAUGCUUUAGAUAAUAUGUCUAUUAUUGGUUAUUUCAAGACUAAAGAUGAUGAUUCAGAUAAAAAUGGGAAGAAGUUUGUUAUUAUUAUGGAUGAAGUAGAUGGUAUGUCAGGUGGUGAUAGGGGUGGUGUGGGCCAAUUGGCAGCUUUUUGUAGAAAGACCCAAACGCCAAUGAUAUUGAUUUGUAAUGAAAGAAACCUACCGAAAAUGAGACCCUUUGAUAGAACAUGUUUGGAUAUUCAAUUUAGAAGACCUGAUGCCAACAGUAUAAAGGCCAGAUUAAUGACCAUCGCGAUUAGGGAAGGUUUCAAAUUGGACCCAACAGUUAUUGAUAAAUUGGUUCAGGCAACUAGAGGGGAUGUCAGACAAAUUAUUAAUUUAUUAUCGACCAUCUCAAAGACUACAAAAAACAUUAACCAUGAGAAUAUAACACAGAUUUCCAAGGCUUGGGAGAAAAAUAUUGCAUUGAAGCCAUUCGAUAUUGCGCAUAAGAUGUUGGAUGGUUUUAUUUAUACAGAUGCCGGAUCAAGUACAUUUACCUUGAAUGAUAAGAUUGCAUUAUAUUUUGAUGAUUUUGAUUUUGCUCCGCUAAUGAUUCAAGAAAAUUAUAUUAACUGUAAACCUUCUAAUUUACCCCAUGGUAAGACACCACUUCAGGCUGUAGCGGAAGCUGCCGAUAUAAUUUCAUUGGGUGAUCAAGUUGAAAGAAAGAUUCGUAGUUCGGAGCAAUUGUGGAGUUUAUUACCAUUGCAUGCCGUUUUAUCUUCUGUCUAUCCUGCUUCUAAGGUUGCGGGUCAUAUGACUGGGAGAAUUAAUUUCAGUAGUUGGUUAGGUCAAAAUUCUAAGACAAACAAAUACUUAAGAUUGUUACAGGAAUUACAAUAUCAUACUAGAUUGAGUACUUCCACUGAUAAAAUAAGUCUUAGAUUGCAAUACUUGCCUACUUUAAAGAAUGAACUAUUGACACCAUUGUUGAGAAAUGGUGCAGAAGGUAUCCCUAAGGUUAUUAGUACAAUGGAUGACUAUUAUCUGACAAAAGAGGAUUGGGAUACAAUAAUGGAUUUCAUGAUUGGUCCUGAAAAGACAGAUGUCCUAUUGAAAAAAAUCCCGACUGCAGUAAAGAGUGCGUUCACAAGAAAAUACAAUAGUACAACACAUCCUGUUGCAAUAUAUAAGACUGGUAGUACAGUGGCUGUUGGUGGUGGAAAAUCUUCAUCAACUCCUGAUUUUGAAGAUAUUGUUGAUGCUGACAAUGCAGUUGCGCCAGCUGACGAUUCUAGUGCAGCUAAUGAAGAUAAUGAUUUGAAGAAAGAUAAAUUAAUCAAACAGAAGGUAAGACCCACUAAGAGAAAGGCUGCUGCUUCUGGUGCCAAAGGUUCGACAACAAAGAAGAGGAAAGCAAAGGCUUAA